This is a messenger RNA of Neltuma alba, 663 nucleotides long. RefSeq names its product LOB domain-containing protein 39-like. The transcript has 2 exons. The record is from RefSeq and is a predicted model, not a curated record. Lineage: Eukaryota; Viridiplantae; Streptophyta; Magnoliopsida; Fabales; Fabaceae. The coding region runs from base 1 to 663 and encodes 220 amino acids. Gene Ontology annotation, biological process: regulation of gene expression.
AUGAGUUGCAGCGGUUGUCGUGUUCUGCGAAAACGAUGCAGCGACGAGUGCAUGCUCCGGCAUUGCUUUCAGGGGAUCCAAGGCCCUCAAGCCCAAGCCCACGCCACCGUCUUCCUCGCCAAGUUCUUCGGCCGUGCCCGCCUCAUGUCUUUCGUCUCCGCCGUUUCCUCCUCCCAAAGACCCCAUUUGUUUCAGUCGUUGUUGUUUGAAGCGCUGGGACGUACCCUAAACCCAGUGAAUGGAGCAGUGGGGCUUCUCUGGUCCGGGAAUUGGCAUCUCUGCCAGCUGGCGGUGGAGACGGUGCUCCGUGGCGGCCCGUUGACCCCACUACUCCCUCCGGAUUUCUCCAUUUUUGGUGGCUGCAGCGGAGGUUCAGUAGUUCCGGCGGAAGAUGAGAGUUUCGGGUCGGCCAUGAAUAGUUCUACCGAUCAGAGGGAGCACAUGAAAGGUGAAAGGUCAUCAGUGAUGUUAAAGAGAAAGGUAACGAGUGAUUCUAAUAUGGACGACAGGGAGAAUUUUCAAGCACGUGGUCAGAAGAUGCUGGAGAGGGCGAAGAAGCAGCGAGCGGGGACGCCGUCCACGGAGGAGUAUGAAACGACCUCGUUUGGGACUAGUAGCCUACAGGGCAGUGCCGAAAGGAGACUCCUAAGACUAUUCUACUGA